AUGCGUGGCAAGGACGAUGAGUAUGAUUAUCUUUUCAAAGUGGUGCUGAUCGGGGACUCCGGCGUAGGGAAGAGCAACCUCCUCUCACGCUUCACCCGCAAUGAGUUCAACCUGGAGAGCAAGAGCACCAUCGGGGUGGAGUUCGCCACCCGGAGCAUCCAGGUGGACAACAAGACCGUGAAGGCUCAGAUCUGGGACACGGCAGGCCAAGAGCGUUACCGCGCCAUCACCUCGGCCUAUUACCGGGGGGCAGUGGGUGCCCUCCUGGUCUACGACAUCGCCAAGUACCUGACCUACGAGAAUGCUGAGCGCUGGCUGAAGGAGCUGCAGGACCACGCCGACGCCAACAUCGUCAUCAUGCUGGUGGGCAACAAGAGCGACCUGCGGCAUCUCCGUGCCGUGCCCACCGACGAGGCCAAGAGCUUUGCAGAGAAGAACGGCCUGUCCUUCAUCGAGACAUCUGCCCUGGACUCCACCAACGUGGAGACAGCCUUUCACAGCAGCCUGGCAGAAAUCUACCGCAUCGUGUCGCAGAGGCAGAUGACUGGGCAGCAGGAGCCGGAGUUUGGGUCCAGCACGGUCAUUGACCCUAUCAAAGUCCUGCCCACUCACCAGGGGGGGAAACAGGCUCCCUGCUGCCAGAACAUAUGA
Molecule: messenger RNA, 651 nt
Organism: Emys orbicularis (European pond turtle)
Lineage: Eukaryota; Metazoa; Chordata; Testudines; Emydidae
Product: ras-related protein Rab-11A-like
Exons: 5
Coding region: 1-651 (216 amino acids)
Biological process (GO): exocytosis
Cellular component (GO): recycling endosome; Golgi apparatus
Molecular function (GO): GTP binding; GTPase activity
Source: RefSeq, a predicted model, not a curated record